AUGAAUAGACUCCAGUAUUUGGCUCUUGACAUUUACAAUGAAAGGGGAACCAUCAGCCAGAUCAAUGGUGCUAGACCAGGAAUGCCUCCAACUAAUCGAAUGACCCCUCAGGGACCCUCCAUGGGACCCCCAGGUUAUGGGGCUAGUCCAGUGUCUCGCCCCGGUAUGCCAGUCAUGGACCCGUCCCGCAAGCGACCGCCGCCAAAUCAGAUCCAACAGGUCCAGCAACAGAAUCGCAACCAACAUGCCAAGAAGAAGAAAAUGGCAGAUAAAAUCCUACCUCAGAGAAUCAGAGAGCUUGUUCCAGAGUCUCAGGCGUACAUGGACCUGCUAGCGUUUGAGAGAAAGCUCGACCAGACCAUCAUGCGCAAAAGACUCGAUAUUCAGGAAGCUCUCAAAAGACCCAUCAAGCAAAAAAGAAAACUACGGAUAUUUAUCUCCAACACCUUCAACCCUGCCAAACCAGAUGCAGAGGACGGUGAAGGAACCGUUGCAUCUUGGGAGUUGCGUGUGGAGGGACGACUUCUUGAAGACAAUGCUGUGUCCAAGUAUGAAGCCACCAAGCAGAAGAGGAAGUUUUCUUCUUUUUUCAAGUCUUUAGUGAUCGAGUUGGACAAAGACUUAUAUGGGCCUGACAAUCAUUUGGUGGAGUGGCACCGAACAGCCACGACUCAGGAGACUGAUGGAUUUCAGGUGAAGAGGCCUGGAGAUGUUGGCGUCCGCUGCACUGUGCUGCUCAUGCUGGACUACCAGCCUCCUCAGUUUAAGUUGGACCCCAGACUUGCCCGGUUGCUGGGAAUCCACACUCAAACGCGGCCCGUGAUCAUUCAGGCUCUGUGGCAGUACGUGAAGACCCACAAACUCCAGGACCCUCAUGAACGAGAGUUCAUUAACUGUGAUAAAUACCUCCAGCAGAAAUUGCACCUUCGUGGUUUCGAGUCUUAA
Sinocyclocheilus grahami is the source of this 945-nucleotide messenger RNA. RefSeq names its product SWI/SNF-related matrix-associated actin-dependent regulator of chromatin subfamily D member 1-like. Lineage: Eukaryota; Metazoa; Chordata; Actinopteri; Cypriniformes; Cyprinidae. The coding region runs from base 1 to 945 and encodes 314 amino acids. The transcript is spliced from 9 exons. The record is from RefSeq and is a predicted model, not a curated record.